This is a messenger RNA of Polistes dominula (European paper wasp), 3142 nucleotides long. RefSeq lists its product as uncharacterized. Lineage: Eukaryota; Metazoa; Arthropoda; Insecta; Hymenoptera; Vespidae. The record is from RefSeq and is a predicted model, not a curated record. Gene Ontology annotation, molecular function: peptide binding; zinc ion binding; metalloaminopeptidase activity. Gene Ontology annotation, biological process: peptide catabolic process; proteolysis. Gene Ontology annotation, cellular component: cytoplasm; membrane.
UGCAAACAAAUUUAUUAUACACGAGAUCAGCUGUCACACAACUACGAUGUUUGAAAUUGAUGAUAAUAGUCAGAAUGCCGAUCGAUACAAACCGGAGAAAAUUAAUUAUCGUCUGCCGGAUGGCGUACGACCAACUCAUUACAAUAUCAAGUUGACAUUAAGCUUUUCAAAAUUUGACGGUGAAACAUGUAUCGAUCUCGUUGUUAGAAAAUCAACUUUCGAUAUUACAUUGCAUUGCGAUCAAAUAAUCAUAAACGAAACAACCACGUUGUUGAUUAAUACGAAAAAUGAACAUUUCAAACCUAUCGAACAAAUUUAUGUCAAGGAAAAAGAAUUGUUUGUAUUACGUUUUCAAAAUGUCAUUGAACCAGAUUGUUACAAGUUACAUUUCACGUUUAAAGGUUUACUCGAAGAUACUUCUCAUGGUUUUAACAGGAGAUUUUAUACAGACGAAAAACAAGGUACCUGCACUAGAUACGUCGUUACAAAUUUUAAAACGACCUUUGCACGUCGUGUCUUUCCAUGUUUCGAUGAACCCAAUAUGAAAGCAACAUUUACCAUUUCCAUAAAACAUCCUAAAUUAUACGUUGCUUUAUCCAACAUGCCGAUCAAAGAACAAUCAUCAAUUGACGAGAAGGGAUAUUUAUGGACACAUUUUGAAAAAACACCGAUCAUGUCAACUUAUUUAUUAGGUAUCGUUUUAUUACCAAACGAUAGUAAACGAUUUUCUAAUUUAGAUGGUACUAUAAACGUUUGGUGUAGACAAAAUUGGCAUAACGUUGUCAAACUUAUUCACGAAGUUACCGAAGAUAUAAAACUACAGCUUGAACAUUAUACAGGUAUUAUUAAUUUAAUACCAAAGAUAGAUCACGUUAUGAUUCCUAAUCAUUCGAAAAGAUGUACAGAAAAUUGGGGCCUCAUCGUUUACGAUGAAGAUGAUAUAACAUAUGUGGAAGAUCCUACGGAUACGUAUAAUUUAGAAAUGAUAACAAGACUCGUGGCACACAAUUUGGUUCAGCAAUGGUUUGAAAAUUUAGUCGGACCAACUUGGUGGAAUUAUUUAUGGUUAAAUGAAUCUUUGGCGCAUUAUUUUAAAUAUUAUUUUAUUAAUCAGGCAUAUCCAGAAUGGAGAGUAUUAGAAAUGUUUGUGGUGGUCGUUCAACAAACAAUAACACUUUACAGGGAUAAUUGUUCAUUUAUACGACAUAAACCAUACAAAGGUAUCUGUCAAGAACCUUAUUUAGGGGUUCCCGCUAUUAUCUAUCAUAAAGGAUCAUGCAUCUUACGUAUGUUAUCACAUUGUCUUUCUGAACCAAUCUUUCAUAAAGGAAUAUUAAAGUAUCUUAAAACAUUUCAAUACGAAACAUCGAUGCCUGAUCAAUUGUGGAAAAUAUUCGAAGAUAUGAUGAAUUUAGAAAAAUUCAAUAUCAAAGAAAUAAUGGAUACUUGGUUAAAUCAAAAAGGAUAUCCUUUAGUAACAGCUAAACGUGAUCUUAAUACUGGUAUGAUAAUUGUAACGCAAAAACGUUUUAAACUAUCUGAUAUCGAUCAUGAUAAAGAUGAGGAAAGUGACGACGACGACAACGACAACGAAGACGACGACGACGACUAUGAUGAUGAUGACAAAGCUGAUGAUGUAAAAUGGUGGAUACCUAUUAAUUAUACAAGUAAAAGUGAAGUUAACUUUUCCUCAACUUUACCAACACAUUGGUUAAAACCACAAGAUGAAAAUUUGACGAUCGAUAACAUCGACCCGAACGAUUGGUUCGUAUUUAAUGUGCAACAAACUGGUUAUUAUCGUGUCAAUUAUGACGAAGAUAAUUGGAAUAAAAUUGCUGAAUAUUUAAAUACGGAAAAUUAUACGAAUAUUCAUCCAUUGAAUCGUGCACAAAUUAUUGAUGACUCGAGUUAUAUGGUUCGUACGAAACGUUUAAAUCCAAUUGUAUUUUUGGAAAUAAUGAAUUAUCUAUGGCGUGAAACCGAUUAUAUACCAUGGUAUUCAGCGUUCAAAGUAUUUGACACGUUUCAAGAUUAUUUUAAAUUUCCAGAAAGUAGUGCCUUCUUUAAGUCUUACGUUUUACGAUUGAUCGAUGGUUUAUUACAAAAUGUUGGAUACGAUGAAACACCAUACGAUGAUCAUUUAACGAAAUUAAAAAGAAUUGAAGUACUUGAAUUGGCCAGUAAACUUGGUCAUUUGGAAUGUAAAAAAAUAGCUAAUGCCAAAUUGAUAAAACAUUUAAAGAAUCCUCAUUCAAAUCCUAUACCUACCAAUUUGAAACCAUGGGUAUUUAACACCGGUAUGAAAGAAGCCAAUGAAAUAUUAUUUAAUAAAUGUCUCCAAAUUUAUAAAUGUGAUCCAAGUUUUAUAAACUUAAACAAUUUAACUGGUGUAGAAAAUCCAAUUUUAGUUGAGCAAUUAUUAAAUUUAACGUUAACAAAUGAUUCGCCAAUUUUAAAAGAUCAUCGAGUAGACGUUUAUCGUCGUUUAAUGUACACUAGUGUUGAAAAUGUAAACGUCACCAUUGAUUUUAUCAUAAAUAAUUGGGAAAAAAUAAAUUCGAGAAUUGAAGAUUCACAUGAAAUUAUUGAGACAGUAAUUGAUGAGAUUACUUCAUGGGAUCAAUUUCAUAAGGUUAAACAUUUUAUGAAGGCAAAUGGAUUGAAACAAAGUACAAAAGAUGUAGAAAAGAAUUUGAAAAAAGCGAAGAAACAUCUGUCAAAAGUUCUUAGAUGGAUUAAAAUGCAAAAUUGUUUAAAAAGUAUCGAUGAACAAUUUGAGAACUUGCAUUUAACGGAUGUAACAAAGAAAUAAAAUGAUAAAAGUUCUCAUUGUUUUAUAACUUUGAUACUCUGUCGUUAUCUUUUAUUUAUUAAUCGAUCAAUAUUUCUCAUUCUAACGAAUAGUUAGGUACAUAAAGGAUGCAAAAAAAAAUAUUAAAAGUACCGGAAAUGCUUAAGUAAGAUAAGUGGAUGAUCAAAUUUAUUGAAAGCAAUUGAACGAUAAGAUAUAAAGUCAAAGUCCAAAUAUUACAAUUCUACAUUGUAUUGUUUCUUAAAAGUCCUAUAAUUCACUUAUAGAUAUUAUUUGAUUAACAACUAACAAGUAUGAUAUAAUAUUGACAUAAACUACAAAUUUAUAAAG